Messenger RNA from Arabis nemorensis, 768 nucleotides. NCBI's taxonomy places the organism in Eukaryota, Viridiplantae, Streptophyta, Magnoliopsida, Brassicales, Brassicaceae. The record is from the annotation of a GenBank genome assembly.
AUGAAGAAGAAGCUUAGCACUCGUUUUCCUGCGACUAGGAUUAAGAAGAUUAUGCAAACUGAUGAGGAAGUUGGGAAAAUUGCAAUGGCGGUCCCUCUUCUUGUUUCUAAAGCUUUGGAGCUAUUUUUGCAAGACUUAUGUAAUCGCACACAUGAUGUAACUCUAAGCCGAGGCGCAAAAACAGUUAACUCUGUUCAUUUGAAGCAGUGUGUGCACGCGUUUAAUGUCUUUAAUUUUCUAAAAGAGACUGUUGAUAAAGUUCCUGAUUUGGGUGGUUCAGAAGCUGAAGACCGAUCUGCUACCAAAAGAAGGAAAGUUGUCGAUGAAAGCAGUUGCAACUAUGAAGAUAUGAUGAAGACUACUCAAAUGCAUGAGGUCAAACAUACUGGUGUUAGCAGAGGAAGGCGAGGUAGAGGUCGCGGACGGGGUGGUGGAAGAACGGUAAGUGUCCAGUCUCUCAAGUUUGAAGAUGAUGUAGAAGAUGUUUCUCCCGAAAGCAGCAGGAGCCCGUCUUUUGAAAACGCGAACCUUUCUCAUGAUGAGAAACCUGAAUGUUUCCAAGAACACAACAAUCAUAGUAGUACUAGUGACUCAGGGUUGAAAGUAAGGAGUUUCGAUCUGAACGUGGGAUUAGACGAGAACGAGGACUCUGAGGAAAGCCGAGGUUGGCCGUUCUUGGGGUUGAACGAAAUGAAAAUCGGUCCAUAUCAACAAGCUAGUAGUGCUAAUGAGGAGGAUUAUGAUGAAGAAAGCAUAGAUGAGGAAUGA